UUUCUUUUCCAAAAAAACAAAAACAGACGCGCAGGUUCUCUCAGUCCGUCGCCGCGGAACCCCAGGCGCCGCCGCGCGACUCUCGCCGGCUCCGCCUCAUCCGCUCCGUGGGCUCAUUUCGGAACAUCUAGUCACGGACUCACGGUCUUGUUGAUUCCAUGUCGAUCUAACCCACAUGUUCAUGCCAUAUGGUCGGCCUCGACCGGCCGGCGCGAUCCGCGUUGCAGUAUCAGCCGGAGAUGGGGCAGCGCCGGGCAUCGCUUCCACAUCGUUUUCCGCUUCCCCGUAUACGUGAGUUCGAUUCGAGGCUUGAUGCGCCUGCAAACUCGGUGGUUUCUGGUGAAUUCUAUGCUAUGCAGGAUGAUCCAGUGUUCGGGGCGGCGCGGAAGGAUGGGAAUAAGGUGGUGACCUUGCUGUGGGUGAACGACUGAUUGAACCCUCAGGUAAUUUUUCGGCUGAUGAGUGAUUUGAAUGUUGUACCCGGUUGCAAAGCUUGUCACAUUUGCCUGACCAGAUGCCAAAGGAAUGGACAUGAAGAGAUAAUGGGAUGUGCUCUUUCUUCCUCUGCAGGAGAGCAAAUUCAUUUGAAUCCAAGACAUACUUCAGGAAUGCUUUUGGAAGCUCUAAAAAAACUGCUUUGGAAAGUAGUUCUGCACACAACAGUUAUUUGUUUUGCUAACAACAGUAGUGGUAUUUUACUAAAUAUUACAAAUAUUCUUCACAACUACCUAAUUCCACAACUUAAUGCAUCAUAUAAGGCAGUGCCGUGUUAACCCAUGAUCCGUGCAGUCACGCAACCUCAUAGUUUUUUGGAGAGGGUUUACUGAAUCCUCAGGAAUUCAUAUAGGAUCCAUGUAGCUCAUAAAAUAUUUAAAGAAUUGACCCCAAAAAGAAUGUAAGUUUAACAGUUGAAGUCGAAAAGUGAAGGAUAUUAAAUCAUUCAUUACGAAGAAAGAAAGUUGAGGCGCGUCAUCUCUAGCGAAAGGCUUAGUGUUUACAUGUAAGCAGUAUCUCCAAGAAAAAUAUUUGUUGGACCUUGGUAAGAGGGACACAUAUGAGAUAUAAAUGGAUGUCAAUAAGUUUAAUGCAGUAUCUCGAAUCAAAAUCUCCAGAUAUAUAAGUUUCAGCUGUGCACAUACAAUAGUUUUUAAAUAAGGUGUUAUUGUUGUCCAAAGAGAGCCAUUCUCUGUAUGUAUUUGUAUAAAUGUUGCCAUACAUUAUGUAUAAUCUUGAUAAUAAAUUUGGACGUAUUCAUGUACAUGCACAAAAGAUGGUCCUUGGUUAUUGACUAGUAUGUCUCUGAAAUGUUAAGCCCUUCUUGUAUUCCACACAUGCAAUUGAGGAAUUAAAUGCAUAACCUUUAUGCAAUAUGGCUAGAUACAUUUUUUAAAUGUCAUGUGAGGAUAUUUGCACUGGAGAUUGUGUUUUGAUGCAUUCACGUUGACGCUGAACACUAACAAAAUCGCCAACAAUUAAUGAGGUACGAAGGUCACAUGUAGCUUCAUUGGAGCAUUGCAUGCAUGCUUCACACAGUUUUGACUCCUGAACCUUAUAUUCUUAUUUUCCAUUAAUCAUAUAGUCCUAUAUAUACCCCCUUUUAAGGUUCAACUCUCCUUGACAUAAACGAAUCCCAAGCUUUCACUCUUUAUCAAGAGUGAGAAGGUUACAUCCUUGCUCAUGGACAAGCGCUAGAUGGUUUUGUUGUUCUGAUCCUGAUUUUUGUUUGGAGGUUGAACAAAUCUGAAUAAACGGGGAUACAAAUUCUUGGAAGUAAUGGAUCCGAAGGAUAUCCAAGAGUGGACAUCCUGCGAAGUAGAGGAGUUCAAGGCACUCUUUGCCAAGAUAAGGAAUGAAAAAACAUGUGACUGGACGGAAGUGCUUUCAAAGAGGUUCCCUGCAAAGACUAUGCAGCAGUUAAACGAUCAAUAUGUUGAUGUCUUUGUGGAGAUGCUCUGUGAUGAGAUAGAUGGUGAGCCUAGCAGGGAUGAUGUAACCAAUGAUUUGCAUGAUUGGUACAAGCUUCUAGAAGGAGACAUCCAUUACUCAACUCUGGGCCCAUCAGUUGAAACACCCUUGAACCAACCUUCCAAACAAUUGGUGGUCGAAGCAGCGGGUGAUCAUGAUUCAAUGCAAAAAUCAUGCUACCAAUCAACACAAAAGAGGAAGCAGUUUUGGACUGCCGAGGAACACAGGCAGUUUCUACAUGGUGUGCAGCGUUUGGGGCGAGGUGAAUGGAAAGCCAUUUCUGAGUAUUUUGUCCCUUCCAGGACCCCAACACAAUUAGCAAGCCAUGCUCAGAAGUACUUCAUCAGAAUGAAGAAGAAUGAGAUGUAUAACAAGAGGCAGAGGCAUAGCAUCAAUGAUGUCGAGCUUGUCAAUCAUGAUCUGAAUGAUACUGCCUGGUGUCAUACUGAACCAGGUAAAGUGAUACCAAGCGCACCAAACAUUCCACCACCAAUCUCAACAGAGGACAUGAAUUCUCUGCAUGAUCUGGCACAAGGAAUGCCUAACUUUGGGCAAGCGAGUUACAGUCCAACCAACUUGGCAAGGCAGAUGGGACUUCCUCAUACACUGGAUAGCAUCGAGUGGGAAGUCUCAAGCACCUCCUCACCAAGAGAGCAGGGGAGUGUUCUGCUUGAUCAAACAGGAGGAAGUGGUGCAGAAAAUAGGACCUGUCCUUCCUGCAGGAAAAGCCGUGGCGCGGCCACCAAUCGGAGACGCAAGAAUAAUAAAAGAAGACUCCCUGGUGUCCUCACUGCCCGAACCCCACAAGAAGUUCUGCAUCAUAGGCCUGGAAGCAACAGCACAACUAACUUUACCAGUGUGAUGGCGCCCAACAGCCAGCACAACUUACACCCAACCAUGGCACCAUUCUGAAGCAUGGUGGAACCCCUAUGCAUCACUUGUUAGAGCAAAUGUGGGCUUUGAACUCGCAUAACUGUUCCAAGUCGGUUAUGUAAGGCUAUAGCAGUGGCAGGUUGAACUCACAUAAUUGCUUGCCCGCAUAAUAAGGAAGCCGUAUUUGGCUUCACCCGCAUAAUAAGGAAGCCGUGUUUGGCUUCACCGGCAUCUGGCUCAUGAUGUGAUAUGAGGAACCAGCUAAUGUUUGCUUUUUGGUACAAUGUUAUUAUGUGAACAUAUCUAGGUACCAGUACUUUGUUUCAGACAUAAUCCUUUGUUACAAUAUUUUGCUGUUGUGUUG
Phragmites australis (common reed) is the source of this 3202-nucleotide messenger RNA. Its product is annotated as transcription factor DIVARICATA-like. The transcript has 5 exons. Gene Ontology annotation, molecular function: DNA binding. Bases 1774 to 2877 code for a protein of 367 amino acids. The record is from RefSeq and is a predicted model, not a curated record. NCBI's taxonomy places the organism in Eukaryota, Viridiplantae, Streptophyta, Magnoliopsida, Poales, Poaceae.